Camelina sativa (false flax) is the source of this 950-nucleotide messenger RNA. RefSeq lists its product as uncharacterized. The record is from RefSeq and is a predicted model, not a curated record. Lineage: Eukaryota; Viridiplantae; Streptophyta; Magnoliopsida; Brassicales; Brassicaceae.
GUUAAUCUUCACCAAAAUUAGCCUUAAUCCGUUAUUCCCUCUCUGAAUUUUCCCGGGGAAAAAUUUACCAUCUCUCUCUCAAAGUAGUAUUCUUUUGGGUCAAUUUUACCAUCGUGACAUCCAUGUUCUUCUUCUGAAUAUUACGGAAAUCUGGAUUCAAAACGGAGAACUUGUAAUUUUCCGACAAAACAGAGAGAAAGUUAUGUUUUUUCCCUACAGAUGACGCACAUUUUGAUUCCGGUGACGAAGACAACCAAGGAAGAAGACCGUUUUUGAUUCAAUCACAUCUACAAAAAUGGGUUUUCUGCGUUGUCUCUUCAGAUCUCGGAGCUUCAUUAUUUUGAUCCUCGCUCUGUUUUUCACCAUUCAUAGCUUCCUCCUCGUCGAAUCACAAGAACCACCUCUGACUCCACAAUCUCCUCCGCCGCCUCCCCCGCCACCACCUCCACCUCCUCCUCCACCGCCACCGCCACCUGUCAAUGGGACCGUUGAACAAGGCAUUUCUCCAUCGCCUCCUCCUCCAGUCAGAGAGACAAUCGAGCCUGUGUCUUCUCCACCGCCACCUGGACCACCACCGAGGUCGCAAUCCCCUCCCCCAAAGAAUAAUCAUUCACGGCGGUUUCCGCCUCCCCCUCGGCCUCCGGAGAAACCAAAGAGAGGUGGAUUAAACAAAGGGAAGACUGUGGGACUAGUCUUUGUUGGGUUAGUUGCAAUGUUGCAGGUCUUUGUUGUUGUCUUCUUGGUAUUCAAGAGAAACCAGCUUCUCAACUUGAAAGACACUAAUUGAGAAGAUUCUAACCAUUUCUGGAUUGACGUUAACUACUCUUUCGUUCGUUUGAGGUCAUCUAUUAGAGUGAUGAUUAGAAAGGAGAAUGUAUUAGGAGGAAACAAAAAAGUGCAAUUGUUUUAACUCUCUCAUGUAAAAUUGUUUCUGAAAUCUCAUGUGUUUG